AUGCUCUCGAAACAAGUGUCCUCCGUGCUGGUGCAAGCACUUCGCCGCUCUGCCGUCAGCGGAACCAAGGCCCUUGCCAUGCGCCGUGUUGGUGCGUCCACAUCGCCCGCAGUUUCGUUGGCGUGCCGCGCGUUUUCCCACUUGCGCUUGGAAACCGUCACGACGGCCACCCUCGUCCCAGAUGAAGACGACGAUGUGGACAAUGUUAUCGACGUUGACGACGCGACGACGACAACGUCCGGCUUUGUCGAUCAAAAGCCCUUGUCGGACUUUGACCUGUCGCCGCAAACGACCCAGAACCUCGAACGCGCAGGCAUCACACAUCUCUUCCCAGUCCAAGUCGAAUCGUUCUCGACCAUGAUGGAAGGCAAGGACAUCAUGGGUCGGUCCAAAACGGGCUCUGGGAAGACGCUGGCGUUUGCUCUGCCCAUCGUAGAACGUUUGCUGUCGACCCCUGCGACACAAAAAAGAGCUCCCCGCGCGAUUGCUAUGUUGCCGACGCGUGAACUUGCACAACAAGUCGCGGAUGAAUUCCGACGCAUUGCGCCGCAACUCCGCGUCGCCCUCGUUGUUGGUGGUGUGUCGUACAUCGGACAGGAGAACGAAUUGCGCCGCGGGAUCGACAUCUUGGUCGGGACGCCCGGCCGCGUUGUCGACAUGAUGGACAAGGGCAACUUGGACCUGUCCCACAUUGAAGUGAGCGUGUUGGACGAGGCCGACAUGAUGCUCAAGUUUGGUUUCCAAGAGGAAGUCGAAACGAUCCUCGGCGCCAUGCCCGACACCAAGCAAUGUGUCAUGUGGAGUGCCACAACGCCCCGAUGGGUCCACACAAUUGCCCGGCAGUACUUGAAAGAUCCCACGAUGAUCGAUCUUGUCGGCGAAGACAACUCGAAGCUCCCGGCCACCGUCUCGCACAAAGCCAUCAUGGUCACGCGCGACUCCAAGGACCACAUCCUGGAGAGUAUUCUCAACUUGUACUCGCAAGGCGGCCAAGCGCUCAUCUUUACCGAAACCAAGCAGGAGGCCGACGAACUCGUAUCGUUUCUUAGCGCCCGCGCCAAGGGCGUCCGUGUGUUGCACGGCGAUCUGUCGCAAAAUUUGCGCACGGCCACCAUGAAGGGAUUCCGCAAUGGCGACGUGCGCACGCUCAUCUGCACUGACAUUGCCGCGCGCGGCCUCGACAUUGCCAACGUCGACCUCGUCAUCCAGUACCGCCUGAGUAACGACCAAGAAAACUUUGUCCAUCGCGCGGGGCGCACGGGCCGAGCUGGCCGCAGCGGCGUCAACGUCGUGCUAUUUGAAUCGCGCGACAUUCGCGACGUGCGCGAUUUGGAAUCCAAGUUUGGGAUGACGUUCAACCACGCUGCCGCGCCGCUGCCGUCGCAAAUGCUGAAGCAUGCGAUGGCCACCGUCACCGACAAGCUCAACAACGUUGCGUUUGACGGCCGCAAGGCGUUUGAAGCCAUCGCCAAGGAGCUGCUCGCAAACGAAGACGAGCGGGUGCACGUUGUCAGUUCGGCGCUCGCUUUGCUCGCCGGAUUUGAUGCCAAGGGCCCCACCGUGUACUCGAUGCUGACCGCGCAGCCGCAUAUCCAAACGCUGAGCUUGGUGGGUGAUCGUUCGUGGAACGCGGACGCGAUUUCGUCGUUCCUUCAGGAAGUGCGCGUCACUGUGCCGUACUCGCGCGUCGUGCGCGGCGACAACAGCACGUUUUACUUUGAUGUGCCGCACAAGCACGUCGACACAGUACUGGAGCACGCCGAAACGAAGAACGUGGUGGUUGCCCCAGUCACGGAACUGCCCAAGAUCACUGUCGGCGGUGUCCAGCGCUCGUCCACUGGUCGGUCGCAGGGCAGUCGCUCCGGCUACGGAAGCAGCAACAAUUAUCGCUCGCGUGACUCCAACUACUCGAACGGCAGCCGCCCGUGGAGCAACUCGUCGAAUGGCCAUCGCCCCACCUACGGCAACUCGCGCUUCGACAGCGGGUUCUCUCGAGGUGGCAGCAGCUCGCCCCGCAGCAACUCGAGCAACGGCCAGCGCAGCUACGGCGGUCGCAAGUCGUCGUACGACAACAACCAGGGAUGGGGAGGGUACAGCAGCGGCAACUCGUCGCCCAAGGGCAAGUGGUUGUAG
Messenger RNA from Aphanomyces invadans, 2133 nucleotides. RefSeq lists its product as hypothetical. The record is from RefSeq and is a predicted model, not a curated record. The coding region runs from base 1 to 2133 and encodes 710 amino acids. The transcript has a single exon. NCBI's taxonomy places the organism in Eukaryota, Oomycota, Saprolegniomycetes, Saprolegniales, Verrucalvaceae. Gene Ontology annotation, molecular function: nucleic acid binding; ATP binding.